This is a messenger RNA of Mirounga angustirostris (Northern elephant seal), 2314 nucleotides long. RefSeq names its product amidohydrolase domain containing 1 (gene AMDHD1). The record is from RefSeq and is a predicted model, not a curated record. Lineage: Eukaryota; Metazoa; Chordata; Mammalia; Carnivora; Phocidae. Gene Ontology annotation, molecular function: imidazolonepropionase activity. Bases 85 to 1365 code for a protein of 426 amino acids. Gene Ontology annotation, cellular component: cytoplasm. The transcript has 9 exons.
GCCCCGCGCCCUCCUCCGCCCGCCCGCCCGCCUGCCCCGCGCUCCGGCCGGGCGGCCUCCCGGAGACCCGCGGCGCGCGGCGACAUGGCUGGCGGCCACCGCCUCCUGCUGGAGAACGCGCGGCAGGUGGUGAUGGUGUGCGGCCGCGGCGAGCGCUUCCUGGUGCGGGACGCGCUGCGCAGCCUGGCCGUGCUGGAGGGCGCCAGUCUCGUGGUGGGCACGGAUGGGCUUAUAAAAGCCAUCGGUCCUGCUGAUGCGAUCCAAAAAAUGUUUUCUGAAGAAACGUUCGAAGAAAGAAUUGACUGUUCUGGGAAAUGCAUCUUGCCGGGUUUGGUGGAUGCACACACACAUCCAGUAUGGGCUGGUGAAAGAGUUCACGAGUUUGCAAUGAAGUUGGCAGGAGCCACGUACAUGGAUAUUCACCGAGCUGGAGGAGGCAUCAACUUCACCGUGGAGCACACUCGCCAAGCCUCGGAGGAGGAGCUGUUCUGCUCCUUCCAGGAGCGGCUGCAGCGCAUGAUGAGGGCGGGGACCACGCUGGUGGAGUGCAAGAGCGGAUACGGCCUCAACCUGGAGGCAGAGCUCAAGAUGCUGCGCGUGAUUGAGCGUGCCCGGCGGCAGCUGCCCAUAGGCAUCUCAGCCACCUACUGCGGGGCUCACUCGGUGCCAAAAGGAAAGACUGCUCCAGAGGCUGCUGAUGAAAUCAUCAAUAGCCACCUCCCGCACCUGAAAGAGCUUGGCAGAAGUGGGGAAAUCCAUGUGGACAAUAUAGAUGUGUUCUGUGAGAAGGGCGUCUUUGAUCUCAGCUCCACCAGAAGGAUUCUUCAAAGUGGAAAAGAGAUGGGAUUACAGCUUAACUUCCAUGGGGAUGAGCUGCAUCCGAUGAAGGCUGCCGAGCUCGGGGCUGAGCUGGGAGCCCAGGCGAUCAGUCACCUGGAAGAAGCGAGCGAUGAGGGCAUCGUUGCCAUGGCAAUGGCCAGGUGCUCAGCCAUCCUUCUGCCCACCACGGCCUACAUGCUGAGACUGAAGCAGCCUCGCGCUAGGAAGAUGUUGGAUGAAGGGGUAAUCGUUGCUUUGGGCAGCGAUUUCAACCCGAAUGCAUAUUGCUUUUCAAUGCCAGUGGUCAUGCACCUGGCCUGCGUGAACAUGGGAAUGUCCAUGGCUGAAGCCUUGGCUGCUGCCACCAUCAACGCAGCUUAUGCCCUGGGAAAAUCGCACACACGUGGAUCUCUGGAAGUCGGCAAACAGGGAGAUCUCAUUAUCAUCAACUCGUCCAGAUGGGAACAUUUGAUUUACCAGUUUGGAGGCCAUCAUGAAUUAAUUGAAUAUGUUGUAGCUAAAGGAAAAGUCGUCUAUAAAAAAUGAAAGAUCUGAAAGGAAAGAGAAGACCUUUCGGCUAUAUAAGUCAAUGCAGUUGCAGUAAAAGUUAAAAUACCAUAGUAAUUUACCAGAGUGAUGUCACUUAAAUAUAUUUCAGUGCUUUGUUAAUCCACUUGAAAAAAACCAAGUCAUUAAUUUCUUUUAAUUUAACAUGUGCACCUGGACAUAUAAGCAGGUAAAUCAAUUGGAUCAUAAUCUCAGAACAUUAAAUCAUUUCACAGAGAUUUAUUACAAAUAAUUUGAAGAUUAAUACGGUAGAGUAUCAUCAGAAUGCCCUCGUGGGGAAAAGCAAUUGGCAGUUAGGUAGACACGGCUUGAAACUCCCAUUUUGUUUGUGCUUUUCAAGUUUCAGUUUUUAAACUAUGGGAUGGUGAGAAAUCCAAGUGAUAUGCCCCCAGUUAAGCAAAUGCAGCCUUCCAUUAUAAGCAGCUGGUUUGUCCUUUCCCACACAGGUUGCCUUUCUAUAAGCUCUUCAAAUGCAUGGGUGUCCCCUGAGGUAGGGUGUCCUUCUAUUUCUAAUUUCUUCUUGACUCCAGGAGUAGUGCUUCAGAGAAGAGUUCAAGACUCGUCAUUUUAGGGGCGCCUGGGUGGCUCAGUCAUUAAGCGUCUGCCUUCGGCUCAGGUCAUGGUCCCAGGGUCCUGGGAUCGAGCCCCGCAUCGGGCUCCCUGCUCGGCAGGGAGCCUGCUUCUCCCUCUGACCCUCCCCUUGCUUGUGUUCCCUCUCUCGCUGCCUCUCUCUGUCAAAUAAAUAAGUAAAAUCUUAAAAAAAAAAAAAGUCAUUUUAUACAUGGAGACGGGGGCCUUCCUAGAAUGGAUGCAUUUGGACCAAAUCUGAUAAUGUAAUUUUUAAAAAUCAUUUUUAAGAGUUUGAUUAUUCACAUUACAAAUGUAUAACAAAAUUUUUAAAGCUCUCAAUAAAUAUGUAUUGUCACUA